GGUCCCGGUACCUCCGCCGCCGCCGCCGCCGCCAGCCCCGGCCAUGCCGCCCCCCGCCGCGCUGCUGCUGCUCGCCCUGCUCCUGCCCCCCCCCGCCGCCGCCGCCGCCGCCACCGAGAGCGAAACCGAAAGCGGAGCCCGGGGGCUGCGCCUGGAGACGCUCGUGGCGCCCCCCGAGGGCUGCACGGAGCUGUCGGCGCUGGGGGACACGGUGCACAUCCACUACACGGGCAGCCUGGAGGACGGCCGGAUCAUCGACACCUCGCUGAGCCGCGACCCGCUGCAGGUGGAGCUGGGCAAGCGCCAAGUGAUCCCCGGCCUGGAGCAGAGUCUGCUGGACAUGUGUGUGGGGGAGAAGCGGAGAGCCAUCAUCCCCCCGCACCUGGCGUACGGCAAGCGGGGCUCCCCGCCGACCAUCCCCGGCGACGCGGUGCUGCGGUUCGAGGUGGAGCUGGUGGGCCUGUCGCGGGCCAGCUACUGGCAGAAGGUGGUGAACGAGGUCCUGCCGCUGCUGUGCCUCGGGCUGGUCCCGGCGCUGCUGGGGCUCAUCGGGUACCACCUCUACCGCAAGGCCAGCAGCCCCAAGCUCUCCAAGAAGAAGCUGAAGGAGGAGAGGAGGAACAAAGCCAAAAAGAAAUAAAGCCUCCCCUCGGCAGCCGCA
Messenger RNA from Cygnus atratus (black swan), 661 nucleotides. RefSeq names its product FKBP prolyl isomerase 11 (gene FKBP11). Bases 44 to 640 code for a protein of 198 amino acids. Gene Ontology annotation, biological process: protein peptidyl-prolyl isomerization. Gene Ontology annotation, molecular function: peptidyl-prolyl cis-trans isomerase activity. The transcript is spliced from 6 exons. Lineage: Eukaryota; Metazoa; Chordata; Aves; Anseriformes; Anatidae. The record is from RefSeq and is a predicted model, not a curated record.